Messenger RNA from Aureobasidium subglaciale EXF-2481, 1605 nucleotides. RefSeq lists its product as uncharacterized. NCBI's taxonomy places the organism in Eukaryota, Fungi, Ascomycota, Dothideomycetes, Dothideales, Saccotheciaceae. The record is from RefSeq and is a predicted model, not a curated record. Bases 1 to 1605 code for a protein of 534 amino acids. The transcript has a single exon.
AUGUGGGUCCACACUAAUUGUUCAUGCCGUACUUGCGCUGGUCGCAACACUCCUUCUGGUCGCUUCGUCAGUCCUCUAACACUUUCUUUCGACCGCCCCUUCGGCGUUGACUCUCCACCUAGUCCGGUUUCCCCUGCUUUGUCUAUCUCCUCCGAUUUCGACCUCCGCAGUCCUGAAUCUCCUUACCUCAUCCCUCAAGAUGCCCCUCUGAGUCCUGUGUCCCCAAUCUCGCCUCCGUCUUCUGGUCGCUCUCUCGGUCCUUCAACGCUUUCUCUCGACCGCCCCUUCGGUGUUGACUCCCCACCCAGCCCUCUAUCCCCUACUUACUCUAUCUCCUCCGACUUCGACUUCCCUAGUCCUGAGUCUCCCUACUUCAUCCCUCAGGAUGUCCCUCUGAGUCCUGUAUCUUCCAUCUCGCCAUUACCUCCUUUCAGUCCUGCGAGCGAGUACAGCACUGCUCCACCUUCACCUGUCCUCUCAAUCAGUGAGCUUACACCUGGUGAUUUUCCUUCUCCUGCCACUCCUAUCACUGACGGCCAUGUCUGGGAACUUUGCGUCAUCCCAUCUGUUCGCGCCAAUCCCUCUGUCUUUACUCCUUAUUGGCGCACUGAUGCCUCGAAGCCUUUUUCUUUUACCAGUCAAGUUAUCAAGGAAGAGGAAAUUGGUCCUCUGACUUCUCCUGAUGCUCCUGUACUUCCCCCUUGUCCUAAGAGAACGCCUCCAAAGAGACCUGAAAGAUCUCCUGGUAUGAAAAAGGCUUUCUCUUGGAACACUGCUAAAUCUGCAAUUGCAAAGGCUGGUCCUUGCUCUGGUGCUACUGAUGCUGUAGCUGGAGCUGAGAAGAAGCCAUCUUUAAUCUUCACAAACACUCCUUGGUGUGACAACAUCCCUCCUGUCUCGCCCCCUGACUCUCCAGCUGUCACUAUGGUAUCCUUCAGCGGCUUCUCCGGUAACCAUCGGCUUCCUGACCUAGGAUCUCCACCAAACUCUUCAUCAUCUCCCUCUUUCUCGUACCGCCAGACCCCUUUUUGCUUUUACAGAAAGUCCCGCUACAUCACACCUCCUACCAAACCAGCGGGAAGUUUUCGCAACAUCUACUGGACAUCAGACACCCCCAAAAAUGCAGCAGAAUACGCGGCUCUUUUCGGACAAAGCGUGCAAGAAGAUGAGUUUGCAUGGAUAAGAUAUCCAGUAUCUGGACCUCAUCAUCUGUGCCGCCUUGAUGAUGAAGACAGUGUUUAUGAUGAGGAUGAAAGUUUUUGGUCUCAUGAUGAUGACGAUGAUGAUGAUGAUGACGAUGAUGAUGAUGAGAGUGCACAUUACACAAACUGGCAUGAGAAUCCUACGGCUCUUGAUCUUAGUGAUCCUUUUGCUGAAGUUGAUGCUGGGUAUUCUGCUUCUGUCCUCCCAGACGAUAGCAGUAUCCGCAGUUCUUCUUAUUCUGGCACUGCACAGAGGGAAGGACUUGCAAUGACUGCAGAGGUCAUGAGAGCGAGUUAUGUAUCUAGUUAUUUGACUAGAAGUGCGAUUGCCGGGAUCAAAGAGGUUUGUAUUGAGGAUCCUAGGAUGAUGUCUGUCGAUGCCGUUAUCCAGGGCUUUGCUUGA